Zonotrichia albicollis (white-throated sparrow) is the source of this 2222-nucleotide messenger RNA. NCBI's taxonomy places the organism in Eukaryota, Metazoa, Chordata, Aves, Passeriformes, Passerellidae. The record is from RefSeq and is a predicted model, not a curated record.
CCCAGUCCUGCCUUCUACCACUUCAUCCUGACCCACUUCAAGUGGUUUUGGGACAUUAUCAACAGCACCUUCAUCAGGGACACGCUCAUGAGGCUCGUGCUGACAGUUCGUGCCAAUCUCAUCCCCAGCCCCCCCACUUUCAACUCUGACUAUGGCUACAUCAGCUGGGAGGCCUAUGCCAACGUCAGCUACUACACCCGCGUGCUGCCGCCCGUGCCGGACGACUGCCCCACGCCCAUGGGCACCAAAGGGAAGCUGCAGCUCCCUGACCCCCAGCUCCUGGCAGAGAGGUUCCUGCUGCGGCAGAAGUUUGAGGCUGAUCCCCGAGGCACCAACAUGAUGUUUGCCUUCUUCGCCCAGCAUUUCACCCACCAGUUCUUCAAGACAUCUGGGAAGAUGGGACGUGGCUUCACCAAGGCUCUGGGACAUGGGGUGGACCUGGGGCAUUUGUACGGGGACAACCUGCAGCGGCAGCACCAGCUGCGACUCUUCCGAGAUGGGAAGCUGAAAUUCCAGGUGGUGGAUGGCGAGGUGUACCCGCCCGCGGUCAGCGAGGUGGAGCGACGAGCAGCUCUUCCAGACAGCACGGCUCAUCCUCAUCGGGGAGACCAUUAAGAUCGUUGUUGAGGACUACGUGCAGCACCUCAGUGGGUACUACCUGAGCCUCAAGUUCGACCCCGAGCUGUUGUUUGGGUCCCAGUUCCAGUACCGGAACCGCAUCGCCGUGGAGUUCAACCAGCUCUACCACUGGCACGGGCUGAUGCCCGACUCCUUCAUCAUCCAGGGACAAGAGUACAGCUACAAGCAGUUCCUCUACAACACCUCCAUGCUCAUGGACUACGGCGUGGAGGCGCUGGUGGAGUCCUUUUCCAAGCAGGUAGCAGGAAGGAUCGGGGGGGGACAGACCAUCAAUGCCAACGUCCUGCACGUGGCCGUCGGGGUCAUCAGGGAGUCCCGGCAGCUGAGGCUGCAGCCCUUCAACGAGUACCGGAAAAGGUUUGGCAUGAAGCCCUACAAGUCCUUCCAGGAGCUGACAGGAGAGGAAGAGAAGGCAGCAGAGCUGGAAGAGCUGUAUGGAGACAUUGAUGCUCUGGAGUUUUACCCAGGCUUGCUGCUGGAGAAACCCCAACCCAACGGCAUUUUUGGGGAAAGCAUGGUGGAGAUCGGAGCUCCAUUUUCCCUGAAGGGGCUUUUUGGAAACCCCAUCUGCUCCCCAGAGUACUGGAAACCCAGUACAUUUGGUGGAGCAACCGGCUUUGAGAUCGUGAAGACGGCGUCCCUGGAGAAGCUUGUGUGCCUCAACGUGAAGAAGUGCCCGUACGUGGCGUUCCACGUGCCUGACGCUGCAGAGCACGGCAGCCCUCGGGCUGCUGGACCCUCUACAGAGCUCUAGCAGGGCUGAGCUGCCCAGCGAAUGGUGGGGAUGCAGGAACUGCUGCCCCUGUGCCUGCCCAGCACUCGUGCACAGCUGGGACAAGGAACCAAAGCAGUCUCUCCUGGAGGAGACCAGAGAGAAGCAUGAGGUCAGAUCUCCAGGCCUCCUGUGUCGUGCUGGCUUGGACCCUGGCACGUGCCACUGGCUGCCACCCCGGGGCUGCUCAGAGCGAGAUGCUACCUCUGUGCACACAAAGGGAUGGAGUCUCUUCCAUCCCAGAAUCGUCACCCCUCUCUGCACUAACAGCUCAGCACACACAUCCUCACAGCACACACAGCCUGCUUCUGUCCUCCUCCCCAAACAGAGCUCAGCCCUUGCCCAGCACAGCCAUGUGGUAGCUGGCAGCCACUGUCACUGGCCUUGAUCCCCAUCAGAUCCUGGUUAAGCUCCAGGAAAAAGGACAUUUAAAAUAAUAAAUGAUUUUAAAAAUUCCUCUGUUUGUGGCUGUGCCCACCAGCGCUGUGCUGGGCCAUUGCUGACUGCACCUGAAGCAAUAAAUGGAGCAACUUCUCCCUUAGGAGCUUCCAUGGGGGUCUCUGAGUGUCCUGGGGCAGUUUGAACUUUGCUCCCCUCUGGCCAUCCCCCAGCUGCUGAAAUGCCACAAUUCAGUGUUUGGCCACUGCUCUCAGGCACAGGGUGGGAUUGUUGGGGUUGUCCUGGGCAGGGCCAGGGGUUGGAGUGCGAUGAUGUUUGUGGGUCCCUUCCAGUUCAGGAUAUUCUGUAAUCCCAUGGUGACACUGCUUAGACCAACAUUGUGUAUUUCUCUCACAUAAAAACUAUCCACACA